GUUGUCUUAAGGGUAAUGAACCGAAAGGACUCUGCCCAAUUUUGCUGCAAGGUCACCGCUCUUGAUGCAUGGUGAACUGCUGUACAUUCACACUGCAGAAUACUGGAAACUGAACAGGACUACUUUUCAAGACGGAGAAACGAGGACAUACUUAUACAUCCGGGCGCUCCAGCUAUCCCUAAGCAAAGACGCUGGGCGAUAUAAGCUUUCUGGCACGUUUGACCAAUUGCUGACGUCACUAGUCCGUAAUACCAUGUGUCAGUAGUUCACGUGUCUGUAAUUCUCGCGAGCUUAUGUUUGAUCCGUUUAUACCUUAGUGUUAGAAGAAAGUUCAGCAUUGAACAAUGAUUUCUGACCGAGUAAACACAAUAGCAUGGCGAAUUAGCUGAGAAUGGGAGUCGUUCGACCAUAAGUUCAUCUGAGCAAAACCAGCAACUAACAUGCGAGCUGAUGGUUCCAUGGGUUUUUAUCUGCUAACAUUAUUUCUUUCCUUCAGUUCGUCAGGAUAAUAGAUGCGUCGCCAUCUUGAUUUUUUCCUUCAACAAUUAUGUGCCACAACGAUUUUAGGUGGCUUGCAGCCUAGUCCCGCACCAAUUUCCAGAUAGAAAUCUUGAUAUGAGCUUUACAAAGACUUCUGUCACACCCGUCAAAUGCCCUUAAGGAAAGCUGAACAUCUUGUAACGAGGUAAUGACGUCUCAGCGGUGUAGCAAACUUAAGGGGUUACUUGCAGACUGUGACGAAUCUGGCCGCAAACAGACGCUUCUUUUCACCUUCCGCAAAGUGCACCAAUGAGCUCCUGGGCCCGUUUUCCGUUCGUCUGGAGAAGUUUAUCGCUGUGACGACAUGUAAGAAUAGCCACGGUCUGGUGAUGUAUUUUACAAACAGGUGAAAACAGUUGACGUAGAGACAAAAAUUCUCAUAGAUGGGGGAAGAGUUUCUUUAGUUUUUAAAUUACAAGACAAUCUUAAGUUUGGAGUAUUGCACCGAAAUCAGACAAAGCCAAUUCGGUUCAUUACCUUCAAGACAACUUAAUCCCCUCGUUGCGUGAUAACAACUUACCUUAAGGGUGUUUCAUGGGUGUGACAGAGGUCUAAUGUCGUCGGCCCUAGGUGCGCCUUUGACCGUCCAAUCAGCUCCAGCUUUACCCACAUAAUUGAGACACCCAAAGAUACCGAAGAAGUCCAGCCCGGGCCGGGGCCCCGCACUUUCUGGUCGGAGGGCGCUGCGGCAGGUUCACACCGGAGUCACUUCAGGGUUCCUCCCGAUAAACCCGCUUCACAGUCACGGUGCGACAUCUCGCUACCCACUCUAACCAGGACAAACACAGGACUGUUUCAGACCGGACCAUGAGAGUCUCCGUGCUCAUGACGAUGGGGCUGGUGGCCCUGCUCGGGACCGGUCGGUUCUUCGCAGCUGGAGACAACAGCGACGGGUCCAGCACAUUGGAGGAGGAACUGGAGCAUCUGUUGGAGGAACUGGACGGGUCCAGCACCUUGGAGGAGAAACUGGACGGGUCCAGCGCCUUGGAGGAGGAACUGGACGGGUCCAGCACCUUGGAGGAGGAACUGGACGGGCCCAGCGCCUUGGAGGAGGAACUGGACGAGCCCAGCGCCUUGGAGGAGGAACUGGACGGGCCCAGCGCCUUGGAGGAGGAACUGGACGGGCCCAGCGCCUUGGAGGAGGAACUGGACGAGCCCAGCGCCUUGGAGGAGGAACUGGACGGGUCCAGCGCCUUGGAGGGGGAACUCGACGGGCCCAGCGCCUUGGAGGAGGAACUGGACGAGUCCAGCACCUUGGAGGAGGAACUGGACGGGUCCAGCGCCUUGGAGGAGGAACUGGACGGGUCCAGCGCCUUGGAGGAGGAACUGGGCGGCUCCAGCGUCUUGGAGGAGGAACUGUAGCAUCUGUUGGAGGAACUGGCUGUCGUCCAGAGGGAGGUGGAGUCGAGAGACGAUGACAACAAAAAUGGGGAGGAUGAAGAUGAUGAGUCCCUACUACUGCCCGGUAGUAUUCUUGCCUUUUCAACAUUUGUUUUUACGCUUGCUUAGUUUUCGCUAGUUAAGUGAUCUUGUUUAAGGGGUGAAGAAUAAUGCUUUAGUGCCUUCUUCAUGGGUUAGAUGUGGUAACUGGAUAUUUGGAAUGCAACGUAAUACAAUAAGACAGGUACAUGUGAACCUACGCCUUUUCUGUGUAAUUUGAUGCCCUCUUCUCACAUCUACAAAUAAAAUAGAAAAUCUGCACCUUUACACCCACGGGAUAUCGGACCGCCAGCCAUUGUUAUUUUGUUAUUGUUAUUGGGUGGGUCGACUGCUCUCUCUUGGGAGCUAGGGUCGGG
This is a messenger RNA of Branchiostoma floridae (Florida lancelet), 2336 nucleotides long. Its product is annotated as protein Ycf2-like. The transcript is spliced from 3 exons. The coding region runs from base 1348 to 1902 and encodes 184 amino acids. NCBI's taxonomy places the organism in Eukaryota, Metazoa, Chordata, Leptocardii, Amphioxiformes, Branchiostomatidae. The record is from RefSeq and is a predicted model, not a curated record.